Molecule: messenger RNA, 1086 nt
Organism: Necator americanus (New World hookworm)
Lineage: Eukaryota; Metazoa; Nematoda; Chromadorea; Rhabditida; Ancylostomatidae
Exons: 9
Coding region: 1-1086 (361 amino acids)
Source: RefSeq, a predicted model, not a curated record
AUGCGCCAACGCGCUUUACUGCAAUUCGCAAUCGUUGAGGUUUUUGGAACGCGUGUUAGGUUGCACAAUGACUUGCGGGGACCAUCCGAUGAUCAGUAUCUUCCGCAACCAGCUCGAUUUUGCCUGACCAUGAUGUCAUCAAAAUCACAAAGAGACCUUGCAAGAGAUCAACAAAGCACAGUUUCCAUUAAGCCGUCAGUUCUCUUCACCUGGCGACAGGUUACGAGCGCUCGACAGUGUCGGUUUGGGUUCCAGGGUUAUCAAGGCGAAUACCGACUAUCGCCGGAUUUUGGCGCCUACGAGGAAUGUCAGUACUCAUUGUCACGACAUACUCAUGCGUUGUCUGAGGUGCUCGCACGAGGAGGCCCUUUGAGCAAAUCUUUGCGAUUCAACUCUUCCAAUCCGGACUGCCCCAUAAACGAGUUACCAACUACAUACGCGGACUACGUUUCUUGUUCUCUAAACGCAAAUGAAUGGUAUAUAUUAGAUUGGCACUCGUCCAUUCGUUAUGAGACCUAUCACAACGGAGUUUACGGCACCUACUACGCCAAUCAUACGACAUCGUUUGUGUUCCAACCCUCGUACGUUCUUCUGCGGAAUGGGAGCGAAGCAGAAUGGCUUGCGAGAUUAAUCCGAUUAGAGACGAGGACUAAUGGGUGCGAUCGCGCAUCGCUCCUUGUUCGCCUCGAUGAGUAUUGGCCCUAUUCGUCAACUGUGGCGUUGCACUACUACGUAAGAGAUGGACGACGGAUCUCCUACGACGGUCAUCUGAUCACCGCAAGUGUGGAACGAUGGCUGCAGCACGACUUCGCACUGCAGGCUGAGCCUGGAAUCCACGAAAUUUGCGCCCAGUCUUUGAGUAAUGGAAAACUUGAAGAUUCAGUGUUCAUGCGGUUAAAAGUGCUUUGCAUGCAUCGAUUUUGUUGUGAUUUGUUCCUGCAAAAAUUAGUUCAAGAAAACAAGUUCAAAAAGAACUAUGUUGGAAAUUUAAUGAGUAUGUCACGUAAUGCGUGGUGCUACUGGAGUAAUUCUCCACACCUCCUCCUUAUUCGUCUGGAAGCAAAUUUUCAGGAAGUCGGAUUUUAA